GCUGCUAGCCCUACACCCGCCAUCCCAUGCAUGGCCGGGGCGACCGUCGACAUGAACGCGGAGGGGCUCGGAGCACGCGGAGGGGGCCACGUAGGGCACGGACCACUGUCCUUCAGCGUCGAGUCACUGCUGGAGGCUGAGCGCGUACGGGACUCCGACCCUGGGGAACUGGGGGAGGAGAGGCCGCCGGGUGCCUCGAAGCCCGGAGCCUGGCCCCCACCGGUCACGCACACGUGUCCCCCACGUGUCCCCAGCCCUCCACCCUGCACUCUCCGCAAACACAAAAACAACCGCAAGCCACGGACGCCCUUCACCACCGCGCAGCUGCUGGCGCUUGAGCGCAAGUUCCACCAGAAGCAGUACUUGUCCAUUGCUGAACGCGCCGAGUUCUCCAGCAGCUUGAACCUCACUGAGACUCAGGUCAAGAUCUGGUUUCAGAACCGCCGAGCCAAGGCCAAGCGGCUGCAGGAGGCUGAGCUGGAAAAGUUGAAGCUGGCUGCCAAGCCACUACUGCCGGCGGCAUUUGCCCUGCCGUUUCCACUGGGCACGCAGCUGCACAGCUCCGCAGCCACUUUUGGCGGCGGCGCGGUUCCUGGGAUCCUAGCCGGGCCGGUCUCGGCUUAUGGCAUGUACUACCUGUCAUAG
Phodopus roborovskii (desert hamster) is the source of this 645-nucleotide messenger RNA. RefSeq names its product homeobox protein MSX-3. The coding region runs from base 31 to 645 and encodes 204 amino acids. The transcript is spliced from 2 exons. Gene Ontology annotation, biological process: embryonic morphogenesis; regulation of transcription by RNA polymerase II. The record is from RefSeq and is a predicted model, not a curated record. Lineage: Eukaryota; Metazoa; Chordata; Mammalia; Rodentia; Cricetidae. Gene Ontology annotation, cellular component: nucleus. Gene Ontology annotation, molecular function: RNA polymerase II transcription regulatory region sequence-specific DNA binding; DNA-binding transcription factor activity, RNA polymerase II-specific.